Closterium sp. NIES-65 is the source of this 1572-nucleotide messenger RNA. Lineage: Eukaryota; Viridiplantae; Streptophyta; Zygnematophyceae; Desmidiales; Closteriaceae. The record is from the annotation of a GenBank genome assembly.
AUGUUUCCUCUAACGCAACCGCCACGUUCUCUCCAAGUGUCGUUGCAGCGAGUAGUAGUCUCAGGCUUAGAAAGAAGCACACGCUCGCGCGUCGCGAAAGUAUCCCCAGCCUUCCGCCUCCGCCGUCAACCUCUCGGCCAAUGUAGACACCCCGACUUAUUUUCCAGUCGUAGCGCCUCGCCCACCGUCAACUACGCUUCCUCUUACCGUCGCCCACGCUUCCUCUUACCGUCCCCCACGCUUCCUCCCACCAUAACCCACGCUUCCUCCCCGUCACCCACGCUUCCCCCCGCCGUCGCCAACGCUUUUCCCCACCGUCGCCAACGCUUUUCCCCACCGUCGCCAACUCUAUUCCCCACCGUCGCCAACUCUUUUCCCCACCGUCGCCAACGCUUCUCCCCACCGUCGCCCACGCUUCCCCCCACCGUCGCCCACGCUUCCCCCCACCGUCGCCCACGCUUCCCCCCACCGUCGCCCACGUUUCCCCCCACCAUCGCCCACGUUUCCCCCCACCGUCGCCCACGUUUCCCCCCACCGUCGCCCACGUUUCCCCCCACCGUCGCCCACGCUUCCCCCCACCGUCGCCCACGCUUCCCCCCACCGUCGCCCACGCUUCCCCCCACCGUCGCCCACGCUUCCCCUGCCAUCGCCCUCCGUGUCGCUCGGGAAUCCCCCCUCCCGCCGGCCUCCCUCCCCUCCCGCGAAAAACCCCCCCGUCCUCUCAUUACCCCGGCCUCUCAUCCCCGUGUCCCCUGUCCUCUCAUCCCCUCGUCCUCUCAUCCCCCCGUCCUCUCAUCCCCCUGUUCCCUGUCCUCUCGUCUCCCCAUUCUCUCAUCCCCCCGUCCCCUGUCCUCUCGUCCGCCUGUCCUAUCAUCCCCCCCUCCUCUCAUCCCCCCCUCCUCUCAUCCCCCUCUCCUCUCAUCCCUCCGUCCUCUCAUCCCCCUGUCCUCUCAUCCCCCCGUCCUCUCACCCCUCUGUCCUCUCACCCCCCUGUCCCCUCAUCCCCCUGUCCUCUCAUCCCCCUGUCCUCAUUCUCACCCCCCCGUCCUCUCAUCCCCCUGUUCCCUGUCCUCUCCUCCCCCCAACCUCUCAUCCCCCCGUCCCCUGUCCUCUCGUCCGCCUGUCCUCUCAUCCCCCCGUCCUCUCAUCCCUCUGUCCUCUCGUCCCCCCAUCCUCUCAUCCCCUCGUCCUCUCAUCCGCCUGUCCUCUCAUCCCCCCGUCCUCUCAUCCCCCCGUCCCCCUGACCUCUCGUCCCCCUGUCCUCUCGUCCUCUUGUCCUCACAUGCCUCUGUCCUUUCAUCCUCCCGUCCUCUCAGUUCAUAUUCUCUCUGUCCCCCUUCUCUAUGUUUCCCUUCUCCUUAUCGCCUUUCUCCCUGUCCCUCGUCUUUCUCACCCCCUUCCUCGUAUACCUAUCCCCUACUACCACCAUUGCCUUCCCUGCCCUUCCUCACCCUCCCUCCUAUUUCCCCCCAUCCUCUGCCUCCCUUUCCCUCACCAUCUCCCCAUGUGUGGCAACUGUCAGCAAGCUCAUCAUCGCCACCACACCUCUCUCAACAGAGGACAAUGCACUGA